CUGUUUCUUGGGUACAUAUUCACACCUAGACACUUGACUGGCUGCUCCUAUCUGCAAUUUCUGUGCUCCCCUGCGACGUGGCCGCGACUGAGCCAGGGCUGCGCUUCUUUCUAGGUUACAUAUAUUGAGUGGUGUAGUCCAGCUGCGAAACCAUGACGACUGCGCAUCGCCCAACAUGGGCUCCCGCCAUAGGUGGCGAGGAGCAGGGCGGCAUGCGUAUUUUCAAGCCUAGCGUGCAGCAAUCAGCCAAGAACUUGCCUGGCCACACCAAGCUGAAGUUCAGGCAGACUGGGCAGGCUGCUGAGGAGGAGCUCAGGGCCAAGGACCUGCGCGCGGAGUUGGAGGCGAAGGAGCGAAAGCACUUUGGAAAGCAGAGCGGGACAGACACUUCGUUUGAAGACGAACGUAAACGAGACCUGGAGCUUCUUCAAUCCGCACCACCAGAGGGAGGAGCACGGCAGCUCAUACCCAAAGCGAUCGAUGCUGACGACGAGGACCCGGAAUCCUCCGAGAGCAGCGACGACGAUGACGACGACGACGAGAAGGCGCUGCUGCUGGCGGAGCUGGAGCGCAUCAAGAAGGAACGCGCCGAGGACGCCGCCAAGAAGGCGCGCGAGGAGGCUGACGUGGCCGCUAAGGCGCGGGAGGAGGAGCUGCGCGCAGGCAACCCCCUGCUGGCCAUCGGCGCGGCGGGCGGGGCGGCGGGAGCCGACGUCAGCUUCAACAUCAAGCGCCGCUGGGAUGACGAUGUGGUGUUCAAGAACCAGGCGCGCGGCGAGCCCAAGCAGCAGAAGCGCUUCGUGAACGACACCAUCCGCAACGACUUCCACCGCCGCUUCCUGCAGCGCUACAUCCGGUAGCGGGGGAGGGGGUGAAUGGGAGUGGGGGCGGUGUGGUGUGGUGGCGGUGGCGGGAGGUGACGGUUGGUUGGUGAUGGGAGAUGGAGGUGGGAGGGGGAGGAGGAGGUGGUCGCGUUGGCGGCGGCGGCGGUGGCGGCGGAAGUCUGUGUGUGCCGUGAAGUGCUGGCGGCUUGAGCCACUUAGGGGCGGUAGGACGGGUAGCGGCCUGUACAUGUACGGAUUGUGUGUGUAUGUGUGCGUGUGUGUUGGCACGGUGGCUUCGUCCUAUGGCCGUGCUGAGGCGGGGCGUUGAAGGCGGGCACCUGAGCCGGACACCUGAGCUGGACACCUGAGCCGGACACCUGAGCUGGCCGCUGGCUAGAGAGGUUGGGUCAGCCUGCAUCCGGAGAAACGUGAAUGCGUGGAGGCCGCAGAACGCGGUCAUGGGAAGCGCGGGACAUGGUUGCGGGACGUAGAUGUGGCCAUGUAACAGACCCGGGUG
Chlamydomonas reinhardtii is the source of this 1341-nucleotide messenger RNA. RefSeq lists its product as uncharacterized. The record is from RefSeq and is a predicted model, not a curated record. Gene Ontology annotation, biological process: mRNA cis splicing, via spliceosome. Lineage: Eukaryota; Viridiplantae; Chlorophyta; Chlorophyceae; Chlamydomonadales; Chlamydomonadaceae. Gene Ontology annotation, cellular component: catalytic step 2 spliceosome. The transcript has 5 exons. Gene Ontology annotation, molecular function: RNA binding. The coding region runs from base 153 to 860 and encodes 235 amino acids.